UUGAUCUGUUUUUUAGGAUGGAUGAGCUCAACUUCAGAGUAGUUAUCGUUCCGUUGAAGUUUCAAAAUGUGGAACCUGAUUCGUACCUGCAAGAAACAAAGAGAAAACUUGAAGCAUGUGGCUUAGUCGUCAAUAACGUAAAUUUUGUAAAUCUAAAAAGGCCUGAAGAUGAAGAUUAUCCUGAAAUCGAGGAAUUAACGAUUCAAGUACAAGCUAUGUUUCCUAAUAAUUUCAAAUUUCAAAAAGCUGGCUUGUAUAGAGACGUUUGUAAAAAAUGGAAGAAUCAGCAUCUCCCUAAUUAUUGUCCAAUACUUGCGUUACAUGAAAAUGAUAGCUUUGUAAACAAACGAAUACCAUCCCAUCGCUCUGUACAGUGUAGUGAUAUUUCAUUUGGUGUAUUACCUCAUAACGGAACCUAUCUUCAGUACGCCUCGUUGUCUUCUUCUUCAUGUGAAAUCGACUUCUAUCAUGAUAUACGAAAUCUUGAGAUACAGUAUAGCCAUUACAAAAUUUCUAUGACUUAUAAUAACAUCAGGAAAAUAUUUAUCAAUAUAGGUUCAAGUCCCUGCGAAAUAUUUUUUGAUUUAUGCAAUCCACCUGUUGUAUUUCGGGUCGAGCACAGGCGUAAUAGUACAUAUGAAGCAUACACAUUAAAUCAUCGCACAUGUUAUCUUCCUUCUCCUGAAAGAAUAAAAAAUACCGACCUUUUUAUGUUUUUUUCCCCAUCCACUGGAAACAAAAUAGAUACUGAUAUUUUAGGUCGAUCAAACGUGUUAAAAGUUUCAUUAAACGACCCUAACCUUGCCGAAGAAAUAGUGAGUAGAAUACAUUUCCGUUGUAGUGAGAAACCCAUACAUUACAUGAAUGUCACGUCAGUAAAGAAGAUGAAACCUAUAGAUCCUGUAUUUGAAUUCUGCCACUUUGGUUGCACAUACAUAUUGACAGCGAUAAUCAAAAGAAAUUUUACUGUGGUCGAACAGGCAUCAAAUGUAAAUGAAGAGAUAGAGCAGCUGAAAACGCUGUGCAACAAAGAUGGAGAUUGCUUGGAGAAGGCUCUAAUAAAUGUUUUAAGAGCUGUUGAUUCAGGAAAGAUAAUUAAUUUCUGGUGCGAAGCUGAAAAACAAUUUAAUCAUUACUUAAACAGUAAAGAUGAAAUAAACUAUAAGCAUUACGUGGUACCUUUAAAAUGUAGAAUGAUUCGCCGAAUCACGUUGACUCCUACAAGACAACUUUUAUGGCCUCCAGAAAUAAUGUACGAAAAUAGAGUUCUACGGAAUUUCGAUUCAGAAUAUGCGAUACGAGUUUCUUUUCGCGAUGAUAAUAUGAUGAGACUUAGCUUCUAUGCCGCUUUUGCUGAUUCAGACAUAUUCAAUAAUUCCAUAGAAAAACCCAUGCUUGAAGGAAUUUGUAUUGGUUUUAGACUGUAUGAAUUUCUUGCAUGGUCAAACUCCCAGAUCCGAGAUCAUGGAGUUUGGUUAUAUGCUCGAGAUAAAAAAGGCAACACAGUUUCGGAUAUACGAAGAUGGAUGGGUGAGUUUUCUCAUAUUCAUUCGGUUUCAAAGUACAUGGCUAGAAUGGGGCAAUGUUUCUCACAGACAGAAGACGCCAUCUCAGUUCCGCUAGACCCAAGCCAUAUUCGAACUGAGGAUGAUAUUGAAGGCGGGUAUGAUGUAACAAAUGAAAAGCCUUACUGCUUUUCUGAUGGCAUUGGCAAGAUUUCGGUAAAAUUGGCAAAUGAGGUGCACAAAGCUCUUGGACACGACAAACAUUGCAGUGCUUUUCAAAUUCGCUAUGGUGGUUAUAAAGGAAUGCUUCUUACUGACCCAGCUUUGAAAGACACCGAUAUAGUAUUUCGGAAAAGCAUGAAGAAAUUUAAUUCUCCGGGAAAUAUUAGAUUGGAAAUCGCAGGAACCAGUGCACCAAUUAAAUUGCAGCUUAACAGAAAUAUCAUCACCAUCCUCAAUGAUCUUGGAAUAAGGCAUAGAACCUUUUUAAAAUUACAAGAAAAGAUGGUAAAUGCUUUAAUGGAAAUGCUUUUUGAAGAAGAGAAGGCAGCUGCAUUUUUAAUGUCUGAAACACCAUCUGCACUCUUCCCUUACAAAGACUUGACUGGUUCUGGCAUCUAUUUGACUACAGAGCCAUUUUUUCGAUCACUUCUUCUGGCACUGCAUAGACAUUAUGGUGAAAAACUGAAAUCUAAAGCUAAUAUUUCAAUAGACCCUAGUGAUGGUAGAAAUAUGUAUGGAGUACUUGAUGAGACAGGUACACUGAACUAUGGAGAAGUCUUCAUACAGUAUACUAAAGAUGUUUCCAAAGGUGAAACUACACAAGAUACUGAAAUCCGAAAAGGGGAAGUCGUUGUGACAAAAAAUCCGUGCCAUUUACCAGGGGAUAUAAGAAAGUUCAUCGCUGUUGAUGUGCCUCAGUUGCAUCAUAUUGUAGACUGCAUAGUUUUUCCUAGUAGAGGACCUAGACCUCAUCCAAAUGAAAUGGCUGGUUCAGAUUUAGACGGAGAUGAGUAUGCAGUCAUGUGGUCUCCAGAUUUGAUUUUUCAUCGUUCAAAUGCAGAACCUGGAAAUUUUAGAAGUACUCCAGAAGCAGCCGUUUCUACAAUAAGGGUGGAGGACAUGAUUGAAUUUUUGGGGACGUAUAUUAAGAAUGAUCAAGUUGGAACGAUAGCUAAUGCACACCUGGCUCAUGCUGAUUAUGGAAAUAUUUUUUCAAAUAUCUGUAUCAAAAUUGCAAACAAAGUUCAUAUAGCAGUGGAUUUCGCAAAACAUGGAGAAAGCACACAUUUGGAUCCGAGUGAGAGACCAGUGCGAUUUCCAGACUUUAUGGAAAAAUAUCAUAAGGACACAUAUAAGUCAACCAAAGCACUUGGAAAAAUGUAUAGGAUUUGCAAAGACUUAGAAUCAGAAAAUGAAAAUGCAAGCAUUGAUUACCAUGGCAUACAAGUGGAUCCGUAUUUGAUAUAUCCAGGAUGGGAAAAAUAUAAAGAAGAUGCUUUGAAAAGUAGAAAUAAAUACAAUGCCUUGCUUCGCGCAGUCUUAAGGAACUAUGGUAUUCAGCAUGAAGCUGAAGCCUUUUCUGGAGCUUUCACGAAACUUCAUUGUCGAUUUCAAGAACGGAAAGAUAGAGCUGAAGUGGAAAAGGUUAUUAUAGGUUGUAUCAAAAGAUUGUCAAAGAGUAUGCUUGAAGAAUUUUUAGAUGAAUUCAAAGAUACUACAGAUAUAAAUAGCGCUCAAGAGUAUAUACUACAAAAGGCUUCCGCGUGGUACAUAGUCACGUAUAGUGACAGUGGUACUAAAUUUCUUAGCUUUCCUUGGACCGUUUCUACAUAUUUAUCUAACAUAAAAAUUAAAAAUUCAUCUUUUAAUCCGCUGCCUGUUUCACCUCUCAUUGCUAAUAUGGAUGAACAGAUAAAACUGUGUGAAGCUGAAAAUAUUCUACCCCACCCUAUAGAAACAGAUAUUUGGUUAGAAUAUGAAUUUUUGUGUGAUCCCGUAACAGUAAAGCUUGCAAGCAGAGUAUUGAUUCUGUGGGCCCAAGAUGAGCAGAUAAUUGACAGAUCGGGUUACAGCCACACAGGAUUUCUGUAUCCGAAUACUUUAAUCAGACUUUUUCUUCAUGUUGCUGAACUUGCUCAUUAUGUUUUUAAAAAAGGGAAACAGACGUCUUCCACAGAGAAAAAAGUCUUCUCGCCAGCAUCUCUCGUUUUGGAAUUUCUUAGAUUUUGCACAACUUUACGUUUCUAUAAUAAAAAUGAAAUAUCCAGCGUGAUUCCUUUUUCGGUGUAUAAAUACAGUAAGCUGGCUAAAUCAGCUGUAGUUGCAUACCACAGGUUUGCUUUGUCAGGUGAAUUUCAUUGCUUAAAUGUGGAGAGAAAUAAUAUUGAAGAAAAAAUGGAGAUGAAUCCAAUACAGAUAGAAAGUAAAAUAUUCCCUAAAGUGCCUAUUGAUGCACAAACGUUACAAAAGGCACAAGAUGCUCUGAUAAAAUAUUCAGGUGUAGAGGAUGUAACAAUGCGAGAAAUUCGGCAAACUAAAAAAGUUUGUGUUACUGCCUAUGGUUCUGAACUAUCAAUCAAGAUAUUGAAAGGCAUUUUGAGAAAGCAUGCUGUAUUAAGAACACUUUUUAUAGAUGGAAGAAUGCCAGAUGAAUGAAUAAUCUGCUUUGCUUCAUGUGUAUAUUUUCCCCCCAAUUUUAAAGUAUUUCACUCAUAAUUAUUGUAUCAUUAUAUAUUUUUCCUGACAAUUUUUUUAUACAAAUCUAGUUUAAAUUACUGUUUGUUCUUUUAAUUUUUUGUUGUUAUAAUGUUUCUCUCAUUUUCUACAUUAUUUUUCAUUUGUAUUUCUUUAAAAAUGGAAUUAUGUUUUCAAUGCCUGUAUUUCCUGAUGUAUGUUCACGUUCUGUUUAAUGAAUAAUCUGGACUAUUUUUUAAAGUAAACUAGUAAUUUUUUUUAUAUAUGUAUUUAGAUCUUCAAUUUUCAGUCUUUUUCUAAUACAGUAUUUUUUUAUAUUUAUAUCUUUGUAAUUGCAUAAGCUUACAUUUUUAUAU
Stegodyphus dumicola is the source of this 4558-nucleotide messenger RNA. RefSeq lists its product as uncharacterized. Gene Ontology annotation, cellular component: nuclear RNA-directed RNA polymerase complex. Lineage: Eukaryota; Metazoa; Arthropoda; Arachnida; Araneae; Eresidae. Gene Ontology annotation, molecular function: RNA-directed RNA polymerase activity. The record is from RefSeq and is a predicted model, not a curated record. Gene Ontology annotation, biological process: siRNA processing.